Molecule: messenger RNA, 2355 nt
Organism: Aspergillus japonicus CBS 114.51
Lineage: Eukaryota; Fungi; Ascomycota; Eurotiomycetes; Eurotiales; Aspergillaceae
Product: cystathionine gamma-synthase
Exons: 1
Coding region: 117-2036 (639 amino acids)
Biological process (GO): transsulfuration
Molecular function (GO): cystathionine gamma-synthase activity; pyridoxal phosphate binding
Source: RefSeq, a predicted model, not a curated record
GCCUGUAUUCUGCAAGGCUUGUUUAAGCUUAAAUCAACACAUACAGUGCUUGGCUGCUCUCAGCUACACCUUGACUUCGGACUCUACCAGCAUCACCUUCACUCUAUAAUUCAACAAUGUCGUCAAACAUAGACUUGGGUGGCUCAAUUCCUUCCCUCACAGCUCAUGCUGUGAGCGUGUCCCUGCCAACAUGGACGGACAACAUUGAUUAUGAGGAAGGUGCCAAGCGCGUGAUGGACAAAAUCUCCAAUGGCUAUCCACGAUUCUAUAUCCACGACCUCAUUGCUAUAUUUGCAGAUGACAUCGUGACCAGAUGUUGCUCAGAAGGAACAAGAAGCGGUAAUCAGAAGGCGAUGUUGUUCCCAUCCCGCAAGGCUGCUGAGAGAUGUCGUGACUUCAUUGUCAACACUACCAAGACAGAACCCGCGAAGGUGGGACUGGCUGCAAAUGUCAAGAUAAUUGAUUUGUGUCUGGAUAAUAAGAGCUCGGCGACUCAUUUGAGAGCCAUUGCUAAAAAGGCCUCGCCCUCAGUAUCCGCCGUCAUAUUCCAUGAGGAUCUGUUCCCAAUCGCAAAACAAUAUUGGCAACAUUCCGGAGAUGGGAUCUCAAGUCGACAGGCAGAAUUUUGUCACGCACUUUUCGAGGAGGACAUGCUAGUGAUGGAUUCUGCGACCACCGCACCAGUAUCGCAAACGCAGCAACAGUCGCAGCCGAUAGUGAAUCACAAAAGAGGCCCAAAGAGGUACCGAAGAGAUUCCGUCACAGAUCAUCGUCGAACAUCUCCCGAAGCGGAGAACAAGGUUAUGAUUGAGUCAAAGAAAACUGCACUCGAUGACAAGCACAACGCUGCAGCAGAUAGCCGGGAAAGCACGCAGUUCCUGGAGGAGCGAUUUGGACGGAACUUGGAUCUCUCAUUUGUCAACAACGCCAGAAUAGCGAUCCGUCGACGCCUAGCAGGCUAUUUGUUAGAGGAAGUGGAUCUUACAUCUACGGCUGCAGUCAAACAACCAAACCCACAACCCAAUUCGCGGGGGGUGACCGGACUGUCCGAGGACGACGUUUACCUCUACCCGUGCGGCAUGAAUGCCAUUUUCAACACGCACCGGAUGCUGCUCGCAGUUCGAGGCCAACGGAAGAGUAUCUCGUUUGGUUUCCCGUAUGUCGACACCUUGAAGAUCCUGCAGAAAUUCGGCCCCGGAUGUCUGUUCUACGGACAUGGCUCCUCGGACGAGCUGGACGACCUAGAAGCCCGCCUGCAAGCUGGCGAACGGUACCUGGCCUUCUUCUGCGAAUUUCCCGGGAAUCCGAUGCUGAAGAGCCCCGAUCUCCGGCGCAUCCGCCAACUGGCCGACAAGUAUGAUUUCGCCGUGGUGGUGGACGAGACGAUUGGCAACUCGGUCAAUGUCCAGCUCCUGCCCCAUGCCGACGUGGUCGUCAACAGUCUCACGAAGGUAUUCUCAGGCGAUUGUAACGUGAUGGGUGGCAGCGCUAUCCUGAACCCCCAAAGCCGACACUAUCUGCCACUGAAGCGGGCGUUCGAUGCGGAUUUUGAGGAAAACAACUAUUGGGUCGAGGACGUUCUGUUCAUGGAGCGCAACAGCCGGGACUUCGUGGCGCGCAUCAGGAGAAUAAACGACAAUGCCGAGGCCAUCUGCCAUAUUUUGCAGGUCCAUCCGCUGAUCAAGGACGUCUACUACCCUAAGUAUAGCCCGACAAAGCGAUUCUAUGACGAGUGUCGGACCCCCACGGGCGGGUAUGGGGGGUUGUUAUCUUUCACGUUUCACCGGAAGGAACAUGCGAUGGCAUUCUUUGAUCGCAUCGAGACGGCCAAAGGGCCGAGUCUCGGCACCAACUUCACCUUGACGUCGCCCUAUGUUCUUCUCGCGCACUAUUGGGAGUUGGAGUGGGCCGCGGGGUUCGGCGUGCCGGCCGAUUUGCUGCGCGUUAGUGUCGGGGUUGAGAAUGUGGAGGAUCUCAAGGCUCGGUUUGCGGUUGCGCUGGAAGCGGCCGAAGCGAUCGGGUCGGGCUCUGUGUGAUCAUCGGAUUACAACAACAAUGGAGCUCUUCCUGUCUGGCAGUGUUGAGUAUGUCUUCGUAUUCCUACUCGUAUGGAGUGGCGUAUCAAGCUUUCCAAGUUCACAAAGGAACGGACCACAUGGGGAACAGUGAUGCUGUAGCUACACUUGUAGAUGGACCUCGGAAGCUGCAUAGCAGUGCCACCAUCGUUGCGUGUCAGAUAUAGCGAACUAAUGUGACUGAUUUCUUGGCGUCAUCAAUGAUGUCUGAUGCAACGCAAGGACGAGCAGGUCGAGUAAUAAUAAUAAGUUCAAUAGGAGGUAGUUUGGGUCGUUCGUA